Molecule: messenger RNA, 1002 nt
Organism: Penicillium longicatenatum
Lineage: Eukaryota; Fungi; Ascomycota; Eurotiomycetes; Eurotiales; Aspergillaceae
Product: ketopantoate reductase family protein
Exons: 1
Coding region: 1-1002 (333 amino acids)
Biological process (GO): pantothenate biosynthetic process
Cellular component (GO): cytoplasm; mitochondrion
Molecular function (GO): NADP binding; 2-dehydropantoate 2-reductase activity
Source: RefSeq, a predicted model, not a curated record
AUGGCAAGCAGUCGCGUGCAUAUUCUCGGGCUGGGGAGUAUCGGAUCAUUCAUUGCUCAAUCUCUCCGCUCUCUUGCCGCCCCACCGCCCGUGACACUUCUCGUCCACAGAGAAAGCCUCUUCAAGGAACUUUCAGCCAAUGACUGGAAACUCGGCCUCCGCGUUGGAGAGGCUGGAGAGUUGAGGCAAAGCUCGGGAUUCGAUGCAGAGCUACUGGGAAAGACAACCUCAAGUACCAGCCCAAUACGUGACUUGAUUGUCGCCGUCAAAGCAUCGGCAACGGUGACCGCCCUUGAGCCAUUUAAAGAUCGAAUUGGACGCGAUACUACCAUCUGUCUUUUUCAAAAUGGCCUUGGUCAAAUUGACGAUCUUAAUGAACGCCUUUUCCCCGAUCCCUCAACGCGGCCGACAUACAUGUGUGGCGUCAUCCGUCAUGGCGUGUACCUGAAAUCAGCCAGCGAGGCUAUAUUGUCAGGCCCUAAUGGGUGCGUUGACAUCGGGUUUGUAGAAGGAGACAGCGCACGUCAUCGUCGGUUCCUCCUCGACACCCUCAUCCGGUCGCCAAUCCUUCGCUGCACUGAAUUGAAACAAGCCGACCUUAUAAGGGUUCAGCUACUCAAAUUAGCGACAAACUGCGUGCUGAACCCAUUAACAGCGCUUCUGGAUUUCCGCAACGGCGGACUCUUGGAUAACGCUGCGCUCCAGCCACUACAGCGUCAGCUAUUAGAGGAAAUUUCGGCGGUCUUUGAGAAUCUUCCGGAAAUCAAAAGCUUGGCCUAUGACCGUUCGCAGUUCUCGGUCACAUCGUUGGAGACUACUCUUCGUGACACUGUGGAAAAGACGGCGCAUAACUCGAGCAGUAUGCGCGAAGAUGUGAGGAAAGGGAGGAGGACGGAAAUUGACAACAUCAACGGCUGGAUCAUCAAGCGAGGCAAGGAACUGGGGAUUGAUUGCCCAGUCAAUACUUGUUUGACUCAACUCAUACUGGCAAAGAAUCGAUAA